Molecule: messenger RNA, 1369 nt
Organism: Carcharodon carcharias (great white shark)
Lineage: Eukaryota; Metazoa; Chordata; Chondrichthyes; Lamniformes; Lamnidae
Product: tensin
Exons: 12
Coding region: 127-1143 (338 amino acids)
Biological process (GO): fibroblast migration
Source: RefSeq, a predicted model, not a curated record
UGAGUGCGGAGCCGAAGGGAGCAGCCCCUGGUCUGAGAGCAAGGGAGAGAAGCAGCGAGUGCGGGGCAGAGCAGACUGGCAGCUCCCCUGGGAGGUUGAUGGGGGGGCUGAGCUCUAUUCGCCUGGAUGGGCUGCACAGUGAGCCUCAGCUGCUGCGAGGACAUGCCUUACCAUGAACCAGGUGAAGACAAGAGCAAAGAGGAGACUUUCCUCCUCCCUAAGCCUGAGGAUCAGGAUGCCUCAAACUGUCACACCUUCAAAGCAAAGACUUUCAAAAAACUGAAACCAUGUGCUGUCUGCAAACAGAUCAUCACCAAAGAUGGAACCGCCUGUCGUGUUUGCAAACUGACAUGUCACAAGAAAUGUGAAAGAAAGGUCACGACCUUGUGUUUGCCUCCGGUGAACUAUGAGCUGCCAUCCAGCACCAUUAUACCACUGAACCAUGUAGAGAGAACAGGCUCCACCAAAUCAACCAAGAGUCUUCCGUCACGGCACAGACCCUCCCGGAGUGUGAGCCUGUCCCAGACCAUGGAGGAGAGUUCCGACCUUGAUCUGACGUACAUCACUGAGCGCAUCAUUUCAGUCUCCUUUCCCUCGGGUGCGGAGGAGCAGGGUUACCGUGCCAACCUGAAGGAGGUCGCACAGAUGCUGAUGUCCAAACAUGGCGAGAACUAUCUACUUUUUAACCUGUCUGAACAACGCCAUGACAUCAGUAAACUCAACCCUAAGGUGGUGGACUUUGGUUGGCCGGAUCUCCAUGCCCCUCCACUGGACAAGAUCUGCAGCAUCUGCAAAGCCAUGGACACCUGGUUGAACUCUGACCCUCAGCAUGUGGUUGUCAUUCACAACAAGGGGAACCGCGGGCGAACAGGAGUGGUUGUCGCUGCCUACAUGCAUUACAGCAACAUAUCAGCCAGUGCUGAUCAGGCAUUGGACCGUUUUGCCAUGAAGAAAUUCUACGAGGAUAAAAUACUACCCGUGGGCCAGCCCUCACAGAGAAGGUACGUCCAUUAUUUCAGUGGGCUGCUCUCUGGCACAAUAAAAAUGAACAGCAAGCCUCUAUUUUUACAUCACGUCAUCAUGCACAGCAUUCCCAAUUUCGAGGCCAAAGGUGGUAAGUCUUCAGUUUUGCAUGAACCGUAAUUCCUGAGGGCUUAGAGUGUAGGAAACCCAAGACGGAAACUCUAGUCUUUUGUGCGUCCUCCAUUCCCUUCGCUUCAUUAUUGUUGGCCAAGACUGUUUGGGCCCUAAAAUCUGGAAUUUCGCUUAAUCAGCACCACAUCCACAAACCCUCACUCCCUCCACCACCGACGCACAGUAGCAGCAGUGUGUGUUCCAUCUACAAGAUGUACUGCAGGAACUCACCAAG